AUGGAGCUCGAAAAGGAUUCCCGAGGUAAAGCAAUAUCUAUCGUACCCAGGAAUGUCUUUGGACUGCGUACCGACAUUUUUGGCAAUGUGCAUUUUACAACGAAACAGGAAAUCAUUUAUCCCGUGGCCGGAGUGCUUGCAAUUCAUGAUUUUACAACAAAUAAGCAGAAAUUUUUGAGGUUUCCGGAAAACUAUCAUCCCGAACGAAUUGUCAUAAGUCCAGAUAGGAAAUAUAUCGCCGUUUCCGAGAAAAGUGCUGACAACAAAUCGUUGAUCAACAUUUACGAAAUUUCCACUUUGAAAAAACGAAAGACGCUUCAGCUGCCACCGGACUGCCCGAACACGCAAAUCGGCAACAUAUGCUUCACGCACGAUUCGCGCGGAAUUGCUGUUUUGUCGGUCGAACCAGACACAUUCCUGUCGAUCUUUUCGUUCGACAAAAAUGAAUCCCUGAUCAUAGGCCGCGCGUCGAACUCCAGCCAGCAAGGCCAGGCUAACUACCUGUCCUGCAAUCCAAGCGAUGCAACGAUUGUUGCCGUUGGAGGCUACUACAUGUUGAAGAUCAUGAACAAAACGGACAAAGGCUUUGGGCAGAUUGGAACCAUCAAAGGCGAUCAAUUGCUGGUGACGUCAAUCGCAUGGCUAACAUCAGAUGCACUCGCCGCUGGGACAGCGGAAACAGAACUGAUCAUUGUGGAGUCCGGAGAACUAAAGCUAAAGCUGCGGGCAGAUGAGGUGGAAAGUAUUGAUCUUGCAACGGAUGUGGAAGGAGAUCUUUCACCACCUCCGGAUGAUGGCACUGGUCCCCAAAAAGACCGCAGCGAUGUGCUGUGUCUAACGCAGUUUGAUCAAGGCUUCCUUUAUUCGAUCCACAACGCAGUUCAUGUUUUUGAGAAAUCAUCAGCAUAUACAUUCACCAAGAAAUCGAUCAUUAGAAUACCGAUCACCCUGUACGAUAAGGAGUCGUACAAAAUUCUGAACGUCGCUGUGAAUGCUGAACAGGAUACCAUCAUUGUAGCCACGCAGCAUUCACAGAUUUACAUCGGGAUGCUUUUUGUACCGGAAACCUUGAAAGUUAGCGAACUGGUAUUCCGCCAUUUAGGAGAACCAUUACACGUUAGUGGAAUCGUCGGGUUAUCUGUCUGCUCCUGGAAACCGAUCAUUAUGACGGCUUCAAAAGAUCUUACGGUACGCCUUUGGAACUAUCAAAGUAUGAAAGUGGAGCUGGUGAAAAAGUACUUAAUCGAAAUUGGUGUAAUAGCCCUUCACCCUUCAGGGUUUUUCGCAGCCGUCGGCUUUAUUGAUCUCCUUCGGUUGGUGCAAAUUCAGUUGGAUGAUUUGAAAGUAACGAAAGUAUUCAAUUUUCCGAGCUGUACGCAGCUAAAAUUUUCCAACCAAGGCCAUCUGCUCGCGGCUGCUCAUGGAAAGCUCAUUAAUUUGAUUAGUAUCUUCACGUUUGAAAUCAUACAAACACUUAAAGGUCACAAUGGAAAGAUUCUGAGCUUAUCGUGGAGCUCGGAUGAUGCGAUCCUCGCAUCCGGAGGAGACGAUGGGGCAAUCUACAAGUGGAAUGUAGUCACCGGAGAGCGAGUGGAAGAGAUCGUUCAAAAAGGAAUCCAUUACCGAUCACUAGCUCUAACCAGUGAUGCCAAUUCAGUUUAUGCCAUCACCAAUACAGGUCUCAUACGAGAAAUGUGUAAAUCAGACAUUAAUCGGGAAUUCAAAAUCCCUGAGUUGACUCCACUUACCGAUAUUGCUAUGUCACGAUCGGAUGUGAUUAUGUUCGUAGGAACGGAGAAGGGGCACCUCUACAAUGUAGAUGGCAGCGGAAACUGCACCAACUUUCGGUUCUUUAACACCAGUAUCACAAAAACGUGCCUCACGUACAACGACAGUACGCUGAUUACGGCAGCAGCCGAUGGAACACUGAUCAUUUGGACUAUCCUCAACUGCGAAGGCAAAACGGCCCCACAUGCCCCGGAGCUUGGACUUUACUCGGAUAUUCUCAUUGCGCGACAGGAUCUGGUGGACAAGAACGACGCGAUCGCAACGCUUGAGAUGCGUAUUCAGCAGCAAAUCAUGGAGUUUCAGUACAAAAUGAAGCAAGGUGACGCCUUUCAUUCGGAGCAAAUGCGAGACAUACACCGGGACUACUGUUCAGCUAUUGAAGAGCUAAAGAAAAAGAACGAAGAAAUGGAAAUGGCACACGUAGAAGAAUGUAACCUGAUGACAGCCGGUAUUGCCCAGGCCAAGGAAGAACACCAAAAAGAGAUGAUGGAUUUUGAAGCUCAGUUCCACGAGAAAAUCAUAAUGGAAUACGAGAAACUAACGAAUUUGAAGCAACGUAUGGAUCAAAUGCGGGAGGACUAUGAAAUAAAACUGCGAAGAUCAGCUGGUUGUCUGCAGGACACAAUCGAAACGUUAGAAGCAGAGCAGAAGAAACAACUGAACGAUAAGCAAGAAAUUAUUAACGGAUUGCUAAAGGAAAUGGAACGUAGAAGGCUUGAGUUCGACGAGUACUGCAAGCAAGUGGACGUAGAUAACGAUCGCCACAACGUAGAACUUAAGUUAAACUACGAGAAAAAGUUGCUCGAAGAAGAAGAGAACUGCAUGAAAUGGAGAGGCGAGGCUGGCGUAUUAAAAAAAAAGUUUUCGACUCUCAAUCGAGAAGCGGAAAACUAUCGUAAGGAAAUUGAAACGUUGCAGUAUCAACACGGAAGGUUCCAGCAAGCUAUUAAGCAGCAUCAACGGGAUAUCGAAGAUCUGAAGGGGGAGCUCAGUGAACGGGACGCAGUAAUUAGGGAUCGGGAAAAGAAAUUGCACGACAUGAACAGAAAGAAUGGUGAGCUGGAGAAGUAUAAGCAAGUACAGACGCACAAAAUCAAUGAACUGAAAAAUCAGAUCGAGCCGAAAGAAAGAGAAAUCAAGGAGAAAAAGGAAGUCAUUAGUGAAAUGGAGGAGAAAUUGGAGGAACUGCAGCAGAGCAACAAACAGUCAGCGUUACAACUGCAGGAGCUGCGCGAUAAAUACUACGGAGCUGAUUUGGAGCUGAAGAAGGAACGAAAUCGUUUCCGCAGUGCCAAGAAUCAGUAUCAGCAAGUGUGCAGAGAAAUCUACAACGUCGCAGGUUUAAUUCAGAAACCAGAUGAGUUAAAACGUGGAAUCAAAGACCUUUGUCAUCGCUACUCGGAUGAUAAGGAGCUGCAGAAAUCGUUGGCACUAGACGAAGAUGUCCAAAACGAGUUUCUCAGACAAAGAGAACAUCUGGAGAAACUCACUAAAGGAGGCAAGCACAAGAGUCACGAGAAAAGAGACACGGGUGAGAUUAUGAAACUUAUAAAAGAAAAUAUGGAGCUUCUAGCAGAAUUGAAUAAACUUCGCGAGCUAUUGAACGAGAAACAACGAGCGUGCACUAGAAUGGAGGCACUGCUUGGCUUAUCCAGCAAAGCUAUAUCCCCGAGAGAAGCUAAGCUGAAACUGGAAAAAGCUGUGGCCGAUAAAGACGAAUUGGAAAGCAGGCAUAAAGAGCAAACCGACAAACUGCAGGAUAUCGUCAAAACGCUGUCUAACGAAAAUCAAAAUCUGCGAUCUGAGAUCGUUGCUCUGAAUAAGAGAACUAUUAAUCGAUAA
Molecule: messenger RNA, 3630 nt
Organism: Sabethes cyaneus
Lineage: Eukaryota; Metazoa; Arthropoda; Insecta; Diptera; Culicidae
Gene: tous
Product: cilia- and flagella-associated protein 57
Exons: 8
Coding region: 1-3630 (1209 amino acids)
Molecular function (GO): protein binding
Source: RefSeq, a predicted model, not a curated record